Messenger RNA from Nyctereutes procyonoides (raccoon dog), 5775 nucleotides. It is a transcript of the gene ELF2, whose product is annotated as E74 like ETS transcription factor 2. Bases 2169 to 4187 code for a protein of 672 amino acids. Lineage: Eukaryota; Metazoa; Chordata; Mammalia; Carnivora; Canidae. Gene Ontology annotation, molecular function: sequence-specific DNA binding; DNA-binding transcription factor activity, RNA polymerase II-specific. The transcript has 9 exons. Gene Ontology annotation, biological process: regulation of transcription by RNA polymerase II; cell differentiation. The record is from RefSeq and is a predicted model, not a curated record. Gene Ontology annotation, cellular component: nucleus.
AGGAUUUUAUUUAUUCAUGAGAGACACACAGAGAGAGGCAGAGACAGAGGCAGAGGGCGAAGCAGACUCCAUGCAGGGAGCCCGAUGUGGGACUCGAUCCGGGACUCCAAGAUCACCUUCUGAGCCAAAGGCAGAUGCUUAACCGCUGAGCCACCCAGGCGUCCCUAAAUAAAUAAAAUCUUAAAAAAAACCCUUUUCAUCUGUUUUUUAAUUUCUAAAUUUUAUAGAAGAUUGCUCUUUAGAAUUUUUGACCUUGAAAUCCUAAGCUAAUACAUGACUGAUCAAAUUAUUUAAUUUCUUGGGCCCUCAGUUUUUCCUGGCAGACACAGGCAGAGGGAGAAGCAGGCUCCCUGCAGGAAGCCUGAUGUGGGACUUGAUCCCAGGUCUCCAGGAUCAUGCCCCAGGCCAAAGGCAGGCGCUAAACCGCUGAGCCACCCCUGACUGCCCUAAAUUGGUGAUUCUUAAAUAACUUUCUCAUUGUUAGAGAGUUGUUAUUACUAACACAGGAAAUUGGCAUCCUUCUUCCGAAUUGUAGGAAGAUAACAUUAAUGCAUGGAAUGUCUACUCCCUUAGAUUCCAACCCAUAAUUCUUUUUAAACUUUAAAGUCUGUGCCUUUUGUUUUUAUUAGUAUCUAAUAGAGCACAUUAAUCAUAUAUUUGGUUUUUAAAAUGUAAUGUAUCUAACUUAUGGUAGUGAGGAAGAGAGAUCAUGAUAUUCAGGUUCUUUAUUUUUUGAAAACCUCUAGGUGAUGUUUCUCUAGGAUUUUUUCAAUCUGUAACAUUUUAUGAUUCUUUAUACUAGUUAAAUGCAAAGCACAAAUGAAAUCAUCAAGGUAAUCUAAAAAUAAAAACAUCUGGAACUUAUAUGGUACUGGUAACAAUUAUAUAUUUAUAUCUCUCUCAAGAAUGUCUUCCAUUUUGGUUACUAUGGGACAGUAAAAUCAAAAAGCCAAAGGAAUCUAUUUUUUUUGUUAUAUUAGAUUGUAAUGAUAAUGAUUAUAUUAUAAAGACUUAUUUUUAAAAUGGAGAGGUUGGAGGUUAAGAGUUGAUGCCCAGGGAUCCCUGGGUUCUAUGUCUUGAAGGAAGGAAUAUAAAAGAAUUUUCAGGGAUGCCUUGGUGGCUCAGUCGGUUAAGCAUGUCUCUCAAUUUCGACUCAGGUUACGAUCUCAGGAUUGUGAGAUCGAGGCCCAUGUUGAGCUCCACAUCGAGCGUGGAGCCUGCUUCAAAUUUUCUCUCUCCCUCUCCUCCUGCCCUUGCCCUGCUUGCUCACUCUCUACAAAAAAAAAAGAAAAAAAGAAAAAAAAUAAUUUUCAGAUGAGAAAAUGGACAGGUACUAAAUGCAUUAUAAUUAAUAGAAAGGUCUUGUUGCUUUGGUGCUUCAGUGGUGUUUGAGGUUGAGGGCUCUGGAGUUAGUACUUGAGUUCAGAUCCUGGACCAGCCUUCCAUGAACUGUAUGACCUCAGUCAAGGAACCUUAGAUUGCACAUGUGUAAAAUGAGGACAACGGUAAUAUGUAUUUCACAGGAACAUGGAGAGGACCAUGUGAAAAAAGUGAAGGUAAAGCAUGCCGCAUAGCGGCUUUUGUUUCAGGAAGAGGUAGCUAUUUAUUUAUUUUUUGCCCUCGUAGGACAUAGCUGGGAUUUUGAUGUAGGAGAGACCUUUGUGUAAUGUCAUUAGUAGAGUGUGAAUUUCUGUCAAGUGUCUACCAUGAUAAGCUAUCCUUACUCAGUUUUUUAUUCUGCUUAUUAACGCCUGCUUACUCUUGAAGACUUGAGAAAUGCAGAGGAGUGUGCACACGUGCAUACAGUAUAUUACGUACACCUGUUCACAUGUCCUACAGAGUUUGAAUCAUGGUGGUGGUAGAAAUACAUAUCCAAAACUUGGCACGUGUGUAUUUUUACUAUCUUACUGUGCUGUUAAAGAUUCUUCAAACUCUUUUUAAGGGAACAACCCAUUGAGUGUCUUACUUCCUCAGGCAAGGUCCAUUGAGUGUCUUACUUCCUCAGGCAAGGUCCAGGAAAUGACACUCCUGGGGUCAGUGUGUGAACCUUUCAGGUUCUGGAUGUAUAGUGCAGGCUGCUUUCCCGGAAGUCUGUACCGGGCCAUACCUCCAGCCGCCGCCGCCGCCCGCCGCCGCCGCCGCCGCCCCUUCCUUACUCGCUGUUUCCAAUGCGGUGUUUUUGGUUUCUCGGAAGUGCCGGCGGCUCUUGGAAGCCUGGUCUCGGUAGCAAGGCAGGGCCGCACAGAGCCCAGGGAGCGGUGUUCUUGCAAGAGCUGCACACUCACAGGGAUGUCCUCGGCCUUUCUGAAGCCAUGGUCCCACGCCCGUACACGGUGCGGCUCCUCUUCUGGCGCUCAGAGGGCAAGGCGGGGGAAUACGUGGGAUCAGCGUGUGGAAGAGUCAGAUUCUCACGUACCACGGACCUGUCAGGAUCUGUCUCAAGAGGCCAGUUGCGAGGUGGAAGUUCCGCAUCAGGCUGCACAUCGAGUCGCGCGCUGCGUGUUCCUUCUUGGGCCACGUUACCUGUUGCCUCCGGAAAAGAUGAGCUGCUCUUCCUUUGUAAGGGAGCGAAAAGCUCCUGCCUGACGGUGGAGAUUCCGGUUUCGGUGGAAGCAUCAGUUCAUAGCAGUAAUGCACACUGUACAGAUAAGACAAUUGAAGCUGCUGAAGCCCUGCUUCAUAUGGAAUCUCCUACCUGCUUGAGGGAUUCAAGAAGUCCUGUGGAAGUGUUUGUCCCUCCUUGUGUAUCAACUCCAGAAUUUAUCCAUGCUGCUAUGAGGCCAGAUGUCAUUACAGAAACCGUAGUGGAGGUGUCAACUGAAGAAUCUGAACCAAUGGAUACCUCUCCUAUUCCUACAUCACCAGAUAGCCAUGAACCAAUGAAAAAGAAAAAAGCUCAAAGGGCCUCGCAGAUUAUCAGAUCCUCUGCAAUAGUUGGCCGUAAACCAAAGACCCAGCAAUCACCAAUUUCCAAUGGGUCUCCUGAGUUAGGUAUAAAGAAGAAACCCAGAGAAGGAAAAGGAAACACAACCUAUCUGUGGGAGUUUCUUUUAGAUCUACUCCAGGAUAAAAAUACUUGUCCUCGGUAUAUUAAGUGGACCCAGAGAGAAAAAGGCAUAUUCAAGCUUGUGGAUUCAAAGGCUGUCUCUAAACUUUGGGGAAAGCAUAAGAACAAGCCAGAUAUGAACUAUGAAACUAUGGGACGAGCUCUGAGGUAUUAUUACCAAAGGGGUAUUCUUGCAAAGGUCGAAGGACAGAGGCUUGUCUAUCAGUUCAAGGAUAUGCCCAAAAACAUAGUGGUCAUAGAUGAUGACAAAAGUGAAACUUGUAAUGAAGAUUUAGCAGCAGCUACUGAUGAAAAGUCAUUAGAACGAGUAUCACUGUCUGCAGAGAGUCUCCUGAAAGCAGCUUCUGUUCGUGGUGGCAAAAACUCAUCUCUAAACUGCUCCAGAGCAGAGAAAGGUGUAGCUAGAGUUGUGAAUAUCACUUCCCCUGGUCAUGAUACUCCAUCCAGGUGUCCUACUACCACCGCAUCUGUGUCAGCAACAACAGCUCCAAGGACAGUUCGUGUGGCAAUGCAAGUACCUGUUGUAAUGACAUCGUUGGGUCAGAAAAUCUCGACUGUGGCAGUUCAGUCAGUUAAUGCAGGUGCACCAUUGAUAACCAGCACUAGUCCCACAACAGCAACCUCUCCAAAGGUAGUUAUUCAGACAAUCCCUACUGUGAUGCCAGCCUCUUCUGAAAAUGGAGACAAAAUCACCAUGCAGCCUGCCAAAAUUAUCACCAUCCCAGCUACACAACUUGCACAGUGUCAACUGCAGACAAAGUCAAAUCUGACUGGGUCAGGAAGCAUUAACAUUGUCGGAACCCCGCUGGCUGUGAGAGCACUUACCCCUGUUUCAAUAGCCCACGGUACACCUGUAAUGAGACUAUCAGUGCCUACCCAACAGGCAUCUGGCCAGACUCCCCCGCGAGUUAUCAGUGCGGUCAUAAAAGGGCCAGAGGUAAAAUCAGAAGCGGUGGCAAAAAAGCAAGAACAUGACGUGAAAACUUUGCAGCUGGUACAAGAAGAAAAACCGGCAGAUGGAAAUAAGACAGUGACCCACGUAGUGGUUGUCAGUGCGCCUUCAGCUAUUGCCCUUCCUGUAACUAUGAAAACGGAAGGACUGGUGACAUGUGAGAAAUGAAAGAGCAGCUCUGCUGUGGGCUUUAGACUGUUAGUGGGAGUACUAACAAAUGUUCCCAAGGGAGGUCAUCAAGAAAAGUCAAAAGACUUUAAAACAUUUUUAAUGCAUAUAAGAAAACAAUCAGACUUACUGGAAAUAAAUUACCUAUCCCAUGUUUCAGUGGGAAAUGAACGUACAUACGGAGAUGCUGACAGAAAACUGCCUCUUACAGUAGGAAACAACUGAAUCCUGUCGACGAGGAGGAGGAGGAGGAUUGAAAGGGACCAAGCAACUCACUACAAUAGCAAGUUACACUAAGACUUGGAACACUAACAUUCUGUAAGAGGUUCUAUAGUUUUCAGCGGGGAGGGGUUGGGAUGGGUGAUCUCGUUGUUACAUAUAGCAAUUUUUGAUGCAUUUUAUAUGCAUACCAGCAAUUAUUACUGUGUUCACACAGAACUCACUUAACUGGUGCUAUGUGAAGACUGCUAAUAUAGGUAUUUUAGAAUGUGAAUUGAAAAUGGAUCCAAAAGCUUUUCAGAAAGAGGAUAGCAAAAAAGAUCUAGUGCGAUUUUUUUUUAUAUCAUAUAGCUUAAGCUGAUUUAAAACAAAGGCCUUAGACUAAUUUUCAGUUUUCUUUAUUGAAAUAAGCUAAUGGCUUGUUUGUGUAAAGCUUUUUUAUUAAAAGAAAAAAAUUUAAAAAUCUUGUACCUAGCACAGUAUUGUUAUAGAAUUUACAUGUAACAUUUUAUAUGGUAGUUUUAAGUCUGUCAGUUUCUUAAUUGUGGACAAAUUAACAGUUGGCUCUGGCCUUUUGCUGUAACCUGCCUGUGUCACUCACUUAGCCCUGGCAUCUGUGCAGACAUAUCAGUUUCAGUUCUUCUGUCACUUGGACGUUCAGGCUCAGCAUGAAUUUUUGUCAGGUAGCUCUAAUACCUGGUGUUUUCGUUUUUUGUUUUCCUUCCUUUUUUUUUUUUUUUUAGUUGAAGUUUAAGAGGGAAAGUACCAGUGUUCAGAUUUGAACUAUAAUAGUUUGUAUAUUCAACAUUUGAAGUAUAUUCUAUUUUGUUGUACUCUUGUUUCAAAGUGUAUUCAAGUAGGUUUUCUGAAAUAUAGAAACGAAAUUUAUGUUGUGUUUUGGUCUCUGGUAUUUAUAACAAUACUCAAAAGUAGUAUAGAGACACCGUUUUAGUUAAGAAGUCUUAUUUCUCCUUCCCUACUGUGUGAAGAAAUUUUCCUUCUGUUUUGUUCCAUUACAUCAAUAUCUGGCAAAUAUCUGCAUGUUGCCACUUAUUUUCUAUCAUGAACUAUAAUGUUCUAUUUACCAUAAUGAGUUUAUUAUUUUAAUGUUGGCCACACUUAAAGAAUUUGUAUUUCAAAUCAGACCAGUUACUUCUCGACCAGACCUUUGGAGGGUUAAGAAGAUCAAGUAAUACCCUAGCCCUUUUACAAACUUAGCAGAUGGAGGUACCGGAGGGAUUACAUGAACUUCCUAAUUUCACACCAAAUUAGGGCCUGUGACUCUACAUCUUAAUGCUCUUUCUACUACAAAGAAAAGUCGUCUAUUUUUACAUCUUUUAGAAAUUAAAUAAACUGAUACUUAAUGUUU